AUGAUAGACCCUCGACAAUUUUUGAUGCCUUUUUAUCUGAACCCCGCGCUAUUGCACCCAAAUACACCAAUUGGUGUUGGUGUGAAUCCGCAACGAAUGAGUUCCGGGUCGAGUUUUCGGAUUUCUGAUUUGCUAGAAAGUUCAAGCACUGUAUCAGGUAUUUUUCCCCAUAGCUUUUUUUUCAAUGUAAAAUUUUUUGCUUUUCAGAUCCUUCACCAAAGUCUGAAACCUCAUCAAUUUCGCCAAGACUUUUGAGCCCGAGCACAGAGCGCUCGGGAAGUCCAAGCUCCAAGAAAGCCAGAAAAGCUCGCACAAUUUUCACUGACAAACAACUUCAGGAACUUGAAAAUACUUUUGAUAAACAAAAAUAUUUGUCUGUGCAAGAUCGAAUGGAAUUGGCACAUCGGAUGGGGUUAAGUGAUACACAAGUCAAGACUUGGUAUCAGAAUCGAAGGUGAGAGAGGGUCAGGGACCACCCAUGAAGAAAAUUUAGAAUUUAGUAUUUUUAGUCAUGAGCGGCUGCUAGGAAAUAUUUUUUUUGUGAUCAAUCAGAUCAAUAAAACUAGGACCACCCACGUUGAUAAGUAAUAUUUGAACCAUAGAAUUCUCCAGACUACCCAUAUUUUUUAAAAUUUCCUGAAACCUGCAAAAAUCAAGCACCUACAGUACCCCCCGUUUUUCUGGACCACCCACAUUCUUCUUCUUCUUUCCCGUUUCAUCAAAUAUUCGCCCAUUCUUCUUUUUCCAUAAAAUGCUCUCAAAUAAUUAGUGGAAUACAUGAAAAGAGGGUAUAUAUUUCAUCAUAUUAAAUAUUAACAACAAGAUGGGUGGUCGAUUAUUAUUAUUAUUAUUAUUAUUAUUAUUAUUAAAUUGUCAGAAAGACCGCCUAAUGAAAUUUUUUUUAGAAAAAAAGGGGAGACACGCAAUGUUCUGUUCUGGAAUUUGAAAUUUGAAAUUUAUUAUAAACGAAAAAAAAUGGGGAGACACUCAAAGACCACCCUGGGUUUCUGCAGAAAAUUAAUUAAUUUUCAAAUUUUCAGAACAAAAUGGAAACGACAAGCUUCAACUGGAAUGGAUUUGCUCAAUGAGCCUGGAAAUUUGGCGGCGGUCCAGAAUCUGAUUCGAAACAACCCGUAUUGGACGAAUUAUAUCCCUGGAGUUCCAGCUUUGAAUUUCCCGCUUCUAAUUCCACCACAACAACCACAAAUCUCUAAAUCUCCAGAAUCUUCCUCAAAUUCUGAAUCUUAA
Messenger RNA from Caenorhabditis angaria, 1248 nucleotides. NCBI's taxonomy places the organism in Eukaryota, Metazoa, Nematoda, Chromadorea, Rhabditida, Rhabditidae. The record is from the annotation of a GenBank genome assembly.